This is a messenger RNA of Suillus discolor, 870 nucleotides long. RefSeq lists its product as uncharacterized. The transcript has 2 exons. The record is from RefSeq and is a predicted model, not a curated record. Bases 1 to 870 code for a protein of 289 amino acids. Gene Ontology annotation, molecular function: RNA polymerase II transcription regulatory region sequence-specific DNA binding; DNA-binding transcription factor activity, RNA polymerase II-specific. Gene Ontology annotation, cellular component: nucleus. Gene Ontology annotation, biological process: regulation of transcription by RNA polymerase II. NCBI's taxonomy places the organism in Eukaryota, Fungi, Basidiomycota, Agaricomycetes, Boletales, Suillaceae.
AUGGCUUACUGUUCUCGCUGUAACCGCUCUUUCAACUCCUGGCCUGCUUACCACCAGCAUCUCGCCGACUCCCCCAAUCACUGGGAAUGCUUUCGUUGUCAACAGGACUUUGAGUCUCGGCUGGGACUUAAAGAACAUUACGUUCAGAGCCCCCGCCAUCACUACUGCCAGUAUUGCAACAUCCAUUUCGACACCUCAUCGGAGCUACAGGAUCAUUACGAAUACGAGCACGCUUACUGUAGCUCUUGUCACAAAGUCUUCAAGAACGAAUUAGGCUUGCACGAGCAUAACCGGCAGAGUCACGCCGACGUGUAUUGUGUUCUGUGCAAAAAACUCUUCCAGACUCCGAGCAACCUUCAGUCUCAUUUGAACUCUAGUACACAUCGCCCUAAAGACACUAUCUGCCCCUUCAACGGAUGUGGCUUGGGGUUCAUCAACAAGUCUGCACUCAUUCUCCAUCUUGAAUCCGGCUCAUGCCGAUCAGGCGUCAACCGACGCGUCGUUGACAACUGGGUCCGCGCGAAUGAUCGCUCCAACGUGAUUACCAACCCAGCGCGGCUCAUCACUGCUGGCGAACGUGCCAACGUUAAGUUUAUCGCCACAGAGCAGUCGUGGAACGGGCAGGCCUAUGAAUGUGUUCUUUGUCACACGGAGUUCCGGGCGUUGAUGGACUUGAACCGUCACUUGGAUAGCCCUCGCCACCAGGAGAAGGUCUAUCGGUGCCCUCUCGAUACCUGCCGGAAGCAUUUCGUCUCCCUUAGUGCGUUGUGCCAGCACAUUGAGAGUGAGCGUUGCGGUGUGAUGAAGUUCAGGGCAGUCCGAGACGUCAUGGACAAUCUCCUCAGCGGCGUCGCCCGCAUCACAUUGUAA